AUGGCUUAUUCUAUAGAUGGCUCCGAGUUUAAUUUUGGGCCAGAUCAAGAACCUGAACAAAGAAUUAAUGGCAGCAGAAUCAGAUUCUCCUCGCCCUCUGUAGCCAUGGUUCAGGUGCGGUCUGGUUUCCCUGUGAUGCAUCAGGACACCGAGGAGAAUGUCGGGGCCCAAACAGAAGAGGUGUUCCGGAAUUACGUUUACCAGAGAUACCGGAAUGAUACCAUGCGGGAAGAAGUGGAUAGCUUGCCGCGUGUACCAGAACUGAUGAAUUUUACAGCUACACCCAUGAGCCCAGCAGCUGAGAUAGGGCGUCACCUGGCUAGAAUGGGGGAUGAGCUCAACACAAAAUAUGCUAAUGAAUUUGAUCAACUGAUAUCUGCACUCCACCUCACUGACGACGCUGAAAGCACGUAUGAAGCUUUUGCCAGCAUCGGACGUCGGGUAUUUGCUAAUCGCAACACAUGGGCACACAUUAUGCUGCUCUUAUCAUUCGGUUAUCGGAUCGCCAUAACAAAGUUAAGGCAGCAUGCAGUACAGUUUGCUUCCUUUUUGGGAAGGAUCGCGACAUUCCUGUGUCGAUUUGUGAUGUCCGAACGGAUAGCCAGGUGGAUAGCAGAGCAAGGAGGAUGGCGGGCAGCUUUGAACUACAUUCCUAGUGCAUCUUCAGGCACAGGUCCUCCUGGUGUCUGGACUAGCACUUCUGUCUGUUCUUGCCGUGAUCACCUUCAACAAGUUCCUAAAAUGAUGCUCUUGUUUUUGUAG
Molecule: messenger RNA, 762 nt
Organism: Candidula unifasciata
Lineage: Eukaryota; Metazoa; Mollusca; Gastropoda; Stylommatophora; Geomitridae
Source: the annotation of a GenBank genome assembly